Molecule: messenger RNA, 522 nt
Organism: Symbiodinium sp. CCMP2592
Lineage: Eukaryota; Dinophyceae; Suessiales; Symbiodiniaceae
Source: the annotation of a GenBank genome assembly
AUGGUUCGCAACACGGCGGUACCCGCGACACAGGAGAGCGCCGAGGGGUCGAAUCGCUUGCCUGGCGGUGGUCCCACUGGCAAGGCACCCCUUGUCCGUGCCCUGCGUGCGAAGCAGCCGGACGUUCGCAAGGUUGCAGGCGCCUGGCUCGAUCGUUUUGCUUCGGACCGCCACGCUGCCGUAGCGGAGCUCUUGCAGCUGAUCUUGGUUGUUGCCGACCUACCCUCGCAGACCACCAUCGUGAAGGAGGAUCUGCAGGAUCGCGAGCCUAGCGAAGUAGUCACGGAGCUCACAGCCAGCCUGGCGCUGGAGGCGUCCGAGCGAGGGGCAGACUACACGCAGCACUGGCUCGUGUCGCGCGAGAAGGGUGCUCAGAGGGUCCGCGAAAACUAUCCGGCCAUCUGGCGCGAGCUUGUCCUGGCACCUCCCGUCGACGUCCUUGUGAGGAACUUGUUACAAGUGCUGCGAGCGGGGUGCUCGGUGGGGGCUUGUUGGCACCGCUAUGGGUUCAGUGGAAUAUAG